AAGCCAUUUCCCUCUUCCGCGAUUCAGUCACUCAAGCACCGAGGCAGCUGAAAAGUACCAGAAAAUGCCGGCGGGUCACGGUUUGAGGGCGCGCACCAGGGAUCUGUUUGCUCGGCCGUUCAGGAAGAAGGGCCCGACCCAUUUGUCCACUUACCUUCGGGCCUACAAAAUCGGUGACUAUGUCGAUGUGAAGGUAAACGGGUCGAUCCAUAAGGGUAUGCCUCACAAGUUCUACCAUGGCCGAACAGGCCGCGUCUGGAACGUCACAAAGCGCGCUAUUGGUGUUGAAGUCAACAAGCAGGUCGGAAACAGAAUCAUUAGGAAGAGAAUACACGUUCGUGUUGAGCAUGUCCAGCCCUCGAGGUGCCACGUGGAGUUUCUGCAGAGGAUAAAAAAGAAUGACCAGUUGAAGUCAGAGGCCAAGUCACAGGGCAAAAUCAUCAGCACCAAGAGGCAGCCAGAAGGUCCUAAGCCUGGUUUUAUGGUGGAGGGUGCCACCAUUGAAACUGUAACACCCAUUCCGUAUGACGUGGUCAACGACCUCAAGGGCGUUGGUAACUCGAGUCCGACAAUUUUUUUCAGCAGAAAGAUGUGUGGUGAUUUCAUUCCAACUGCAAUGCUUCCGAAGAAGGGUAGCUAUACUGAAAAAAUCACAUUUAAACAAAUCAAUAUAAAUUUAUGGCGGCUAAUCAGAAAUGCCACCAGGGGUAACCAGCUGCCGGAGAAGAAUAUUGGGACUGGUUGCAGAAAGGAAGGCUGGCGAUUGGCGCUGGGCACUGGUGAUGGCGGAUCCGCCUCAAGUCCGCCGACAGUUUGUGCUCAAAUCUCGGUCCUUUGCGAUUUUAGGGAUAAAAUGCUGAGUGUGCUGCGGGUGCACCUGCCAUCCGAUAUACCGAUUGUAGGUUGCGAGUCCACACCGUAUGUGCUUUUGAAGCGACCCGACAACUCUGUUGUUACCGAUGAUGCUACUGAGUUGAACCCCAUUGAUGGCCAUUUCUUGAGAUAUAGAUGGUACCGAGUACAAAGUGAUAAGAAAGUUACCCUUUGUAGUGUCCACCCAACUGAGCAAGCUACAUUACAAUGCCUUGGAUGUGUUAAGGCCAAAUUACCUGUUGCCAAGAGUUACCAUUGUUCUCCCAAGUGUUUUGCUGGCGCCUGGCAACACCAUCGUGCUCUGCAUGAGCGUGCUGCUAGUGCGGUGAAUGAAAAUGGAAAUGAGGAAGAAGAAAUCUUUGGUCGAUUCAAUAGUACAGGAAGUACAACGUCAAAUAUGAAUACAUCUCAGUCAAAUCCCAGUCUGUCAAACGGCACUGCUGCAUUCUAUCUUGCGGCAGUUACUCGGAAUGGUGGUGAAACAUGGUUCGAAGUUGGACGCUCCAAGACAUAUACACCAACAGCUGAUGAUAUUGGCCAUAUCCUAAAAUUUGAGUGUGUUGUAGUAGAUGUUGAAACAAAACUAGCAGUGGGUUCUCCCCCACUCUUAACUACGGCUCGUGUGAUUCCUGCUCCAUCACCCAGUCCACGUCGAGUGAUAUCUGUUAGUGGAAUUGAUGUUGCUGCGCAUUUGGACAUGAAUGGUCGCACUUCAUCUGGCGUAACAUUUUCAGUACUCUCGUACAAUAUUCUAUCCGAUAUCUAUGCUUCGAAUGAACUAUACAGCUAUUGCCCCUCGUGGGCCCUUUCUUGGGCCUACCGUAGACAAAACCUUUUACGAGAAAUAGUUGGUUACCAAGCAGACAUUAUCUGUCUUCAAGAGGUUCAAAGUAAUCAUUUUGAGGAAUUCUUCGCACCUGAGCUGGAUAAACAUGGCUAUCAAGCUGUGUUUAGAAGUAAAAGUGGAGAGGUUUUUGGUGGGAAAAUGAAUACCAUUGAUGGCUGCGCUACUUUCUUCCGCCGUGAUAGAUUUUCACAUGUCAAAAAAUAUGAGGUUGAAUUUAACACAGCUGCACAAUCCCUGACUAAUGCUUUGGUUCCCAGUUCACAGAAGAAAAAUGCUUUAAAUCGAUUAAUAAAGGAUAACAUUUCGCUAAUAAUUGUUCUAGAAGCCAAGUUUGGUAUUCAGAGCAUUGAUAAUCCGGGAAAGCGCCAGCUUGUUUGUGUGGUCCACACGCUUAUGAAAGGCCUGGAAAAGAUUGCUGCUAGUGCGGAUAUCCCAAUGUUAGUCUGUGGGGAUUUCAAUUCUGUACCUGGAAGUGCUCCACACUCCCUUCUCGCUUUGGGGAAAGUUGAUCCUCUUCAUCCAGAUUUAGCUGUGGACCCGCUCGGAAUUCUUCGCCCCACCACCAAACUAACACAUCAGUUGCCAUUGGUUAGUGCUUACUCAUCCUUCGUCAGAGCUGGGGUUGGUCUUGGUCUAGAGCAAAGAAGGAAAAUGGAUCUUGCUACAAAUGAGCCCCUCUUUACGAACUGCACCAGAGAUUUUAUUGGUACUCAUGAUUACAUCUUUUAUUCAGCUGACACUUUAACGGUGGAGUCUUUGUUGGAGCUUCUGGAUGAGGAUAGCUUGCGAAAGGACACUGCUCUUCCUUCUCCAGAGUGGUCAUCGGAUCACAUAGCACUAUUUGCUGAAUUCCGCUGCAAGCCUAGGACCAGACGUUAAUUAUAGGCCCGUUUGAAAGACUGGUUUUCAGGAAAAAUAGUAACCGGAUUAUGUAAGAGGACCGAGAAGUGAUUGUAAUGAUAGAUUGUUCUACCUGUUGAUUUUCUGGCCGUGCUCUUCAACCCCUACAGAUUUGUACCGUGCAAUAUUUGUGUUUAUAAAAAAGGAAAAAUGGUGAAAAUACAUUAAAACGAUUUCCACCUUUCCCUUACCGCUGGAAGAGAAACAUAUAGAAAGAUUGGAGCAACAUAAGCACACUAUCUAUGUGAUCAUCUGGGUUGUAAUUUUAGUUUUUUCCCCCAUUGUAAUUGUUGGAAGUAGGUUGAGCAAAGAGCAAUAGAUAAUGGGAGGAGGCGUUAUACUAUAAUAGUAUAAUCUCAUUUUAAUGGCUUCCUGUUGACAGACAACUUUUAUUUAUAAGCAUUUUGCAUAGGCCACAAGAGGCUUGACAGUUAACUUAUUUCCAGAGUAAUUUUACCUGAAUUUCUAUAUUUGCAGCGUCUCGUUAGUUUUGUUCGUUACAGAGAAUGAAGAAUUAUUUGUACUAAAUUGGAUUGGCGAUCAUUUUGUCCCUUGAGCUUAGCUUAAUCACAUAACAUCCUCUUGC
This is a messenger RNA of Striga asiatica, 3206 nucleotides long. NCBI's taxonomy places the organism in Eukaryota, Viridiplantae, Streptophyta, Magnoliopsida, Lamiales, Orobanchaceae. The record is from the annotation of a GenBank genome assembly.